This is a messenger RNA of Elephantulus edwardii (Cape elephant shrew), 1104 nucleotides long. RefSeq names its product Fas apoptotic inhibitory molecule 3 (gene FCMR). Gene Ontology annotation, molecular function: transmembrane signaling receptor activity. The coding region runs from base 1 to 1104 and encodes 367 amino acids. The record is from RefSeq and is a predicted model, not a curated record. Gene Ontology annotation, cellular component: plasma membrane. The transcript is spliced from 7 exons. NCBI's taxonomy places the organism in Eukaryota, Metazoa, Chordata, Mammalia, Macroscelidea, Macroscelididae.
AUGAACCUUUGGUUAUGGUGGCUUCACUUCCUGCCAGUAGUUGGGGCUCGAAAGAAGCUCCCUGAAGUCAAUCUGGAGGGAGAGCUAGGAGGAUCCAUUACCUUCAAGUGUCCAUUGCCUGAAACAUACCCAAGGAUAUACCUGUGCCGGGAAGUAUCUGAAUCUGGAAUGUGUGCCACUGUGGUAUCCAAUAAAUAUUAUGUCAAGAAUGAAUAUAUUGGUCGAGUCACUCUGAAGCUGUGCCCAGAAGAAAAUGUCUUUCUGGUGGAGAUUACAGAGGUGACUGAGGAUGACAGUGGAGUCUAUGCCUGCGGGGCGGGCUUCAACACAGACCAGGGCAAGACCCUGAAAAUCACCCUGAGCAUCAGUGUAACCAAAGCAGCUGGGAGGACCCAGGCCCCUCCAGUCUAUCAUACACACCCUGAUCUUUCACUUAUGAACCGCCCUCUAAGUCCCAAACCUUCUUCGGUGGCAGCUGACAAGCCCCCAACACUCCUGCCAUCCACCACAGCCUCGACGACCCCAGCUCAGGAGGAGAAGGCCAGGCCCCAGCUGCCCAGCUACGACCACCAAACCAGGCUGCACAGGCACAGAGAUUUCAACUAUGGGUCUUCUGUUUAUGAAGAUCACGGAUUCCACAUCCUGAUUCCCACCUUCCUGGGCCUUAUGCUGCUGGCACUUCUAGGCUUGGUGGUGAAAAGGGCCAUUCAAAGGAGGAAAGUCCUCUCCAGGAAGGUCCGCCGCCUCGCCAUGAGGAUGCGCGCCUCGGAGGCCUCCCAGCGGCCCAGGUCUCUGCAGAGACCCCGGGUGUCACGGCAGCAGCGCUCGCAGAACAUCUACAGCGCCUGUCCGCACCGAGCUCGGGGAGCGGAGGCGCCAGGCCCCGCUCAGGACCCUGCAGUGCCCACCGGAGCACAGCCUUCUGCCCCAACGCAGGUGCUGGAAGCCCCCUGGGCCCAUGCCUCACCUCUGACGACCAGCUGUGAAUAUGAGAGCUGCCAGCCUCCUGCCAAGACAGAGGAUGCUGAUUCAGACGAUUAUGUCAAUGUUCCCCACCUGACUCACCUCCCUAGCUAUCCUCCUGAGUCUGGGCCUUUAUGCUAA